This is a messenger RNA of Gryllus bimaculatus (two-spotted cricket), 1266 nucleotides long. The record is from the annotation of a GenBank genome assembly. NCBI's taxonomy places the organism in Eukaryota, Metazoa, Arthropoda, Insecta, Orthoptera, Gryllidae.
AUGUCCGGCCCUCCGGGUGCCGGGGGCCGAUGGGCAGGCGGCGUGGCGGGCGGCGACCACGGACGGCCGCGUGUGGCGGAGAGAUCGAUCGCCCGCGGCGCGGGGCGAGCGGGGCGGCCGCGCGGCGCGGCGUGCGGUGCCGCGGAAGGCCCGGCAGGCAGGCAGGCGCGUGGGCGGUGUGACGGUGACGGGCGAGCCAGCCUCGGCGCGCGCGCGCGCUCUCCGAGCACGCAGCGGGCGGAGAGGGAGAACCGUGCGGGAGGCGGCGCUGCGCGACGCGAGCGCGGGCGCGCGCGGCGGCGCGCCGCGCAACUACCGAGCGCCGACCGCGCCGCGCUGCUCCGUCGCGUUGCGGGCCUCCGCUCGCUCGCUCGCUCGCUGCAGCAGCCGGGCGGCUGGGCGCGACCGGCUCCCGAGCGCCGCGCGCGCGCGAGCGCUCCCUCGCUCGCGAGCGAACGCACGACUCGCCGCGACCGUCGGACGCCGAGCGCUUUCUGUCUCUUUCCCGCUCAGCCGUCGACGCCGUCGGCGCCGCUGACGGGCGCGUCCCGUGCCGCGAACGCCGCCGCGUCCGUCGCCGCCGCCGUCGUCUCCGUCGCCAGCUGCGUCGCCUGUCCAGGUGGCAAGCGGCGUCGGCUGCGGCGCCGACGCGCGGCCCCGGGCUCGUGGGGAUUCCCCGAGCCGCCGGCCGAUCUUCCCGCGCGCGCGAAUGGCCGCCGCAUGGGCACGGCGGUGUGUCUGCCCGAGCGCGCCGUCGACUGCCUGCGCGCCGCCGGGGGCCCGCUGCUGCGCCGCGCCGCCGCCGCCGACCGCCGCCGCCGCCCCGCCGCGCCCGCGCGGCGCGCCCGGCCGCCGCCGCCGCCGCCCCCGCCAGGGGGCAGCGGGGGCGGCGCGUGCGCGUCGUCGUGGCGCUCGGGCCCGACGGCGCCGGUCUCCUCCACGCUGCCCCCCGCCCCGCCGCCGCGGGCGCCGAGGGCGCCGCGCGCCGCCGCCGCCCACACGCGAAUUCGCGCCCCGCGACGGACACACCGCCCCUGGCCGCCGACGCCGCCGACGCCCGGAAGCACGGGAGGGACGGGACCACGACCAUGCCGCGCACCGGCGAGGCCGACGCCGAGGCGGAGACAGGUAGGCAACUGUCUUACAGCUUGUACCCUUUCGGCCAGGUUUUUGCCAGAUAUCUAUAAUAUAAUGGAAGUUGGCAGUCAUCCAACUCUUAGUUGUGUUAGGAGUUGCAUAGUUUUGUACUUUUACACAUACAUUUAG